This is a messenger RNA of Wyeomyia smithii (pitcher-plant mosquito), 1097 nucleotides long. RefSeq lists its product as uncharacterized. The record is from RefSeq and is a predicted model, not a curated record. Lineage: Eukaryota; Metazoa; Arthropoda; Insecta; Diptera; Culicidae. The transcript has 3 exons. The coding region runs from base 64 to 1047 and encodes 327 amino acids.
ACUGGGUGCUUCAAGUUAGUUUCACCAUUUCACUCAGCGUUGGAAGAGUAUACUGUCACAGAAAUGGUUAUUGCAAGCUUGAUUGCUUUAGUGUCGUUUUUAAAUAGUUUCGCAUUCAGUUGGGAUCUUUCUCCUAUCGGAUUGUCUGAGUUUACCGUCAGACAAGUUUCUCUCUACAAAUCUCGUGCCUUCCUAACGAUCAAUAGCCCCAAUGUCACACUUGUGGAAGCUUCGUGGCCGGAGAACAAGAUAGGCGUGCGACCACGAAUACUCUCUGAUGGGUUCAAUCCGUUGAACAAUUCCUGUGAUGGUCUGGCGAAUAUUAUUGGAACCGAUAUCGAUCGAGUUGCGCGACUUUGGAUUCUCGACCGGGGUAAUACUGUUCCUUUCUGCAGUCCAAAGUUAGUUAUACGCAGUCUGAUUAUCGCAACUAGUCGAGAAAUUCGCUACGAUUUUGGUUCUUCCGAUCGUGUGUUCCAUUCGAUUGUGGUUGAUCCGAUGCAAGCGUCAGAUGGCGAUACACGUGCUUUCAUCACGUUCGAAAAUACUGAUUAUCUUUUGAUGUUUUCGCUAUUCAAACGUGAAGUAGGCAGAAUGAAGUUUGAAAAACGAGACUUCUCCCCACUGAGCCCAAUUUCGUUAUCAGAGGUGGCGAUUAAUCACAACGUGUUGUACAUCUCGGAUGGACUAAGUGGACGGUUGUUUUCUCUGCCAAUCAAGAGCAUUCGUCAGCUAAGCUUUCCCGAAGGUGGAGUACAGAAAAUGACUACGAAAGCUAAUGUAACGUACAUGGGGCGGCUAUUGGGUCGGGCCACUGGAUUGAAGCUCGACCUGAAGGAUAACUUAUACUACAUUAUCGCUCGUGAUGGAGCAGUCGUAAAGUGCAAACCGGACCAAUCACUCAGAGCCGAAAAUCAUGCAGUGAUUCUUCAACGUGAAAUAGACGUAGUUCAAAUUGUGCUAGGUGUUGCUGGCAAGGGCUGGGUGAUCGCCAGCCAUUUUUUGUCUAAUGACACUCAACGGCAUUGUUUAAGAAUAAACAUAUAAAUGAGUACCUAAUAAGUUAUUAUUGCUUCGGCUUAUAUUUUUUAUGAGUA